This is a messenger RNA of Recurvomyces mirabilis, 1437 nucleotides long. RefSeq lists its product as uncharacterized. The transcript is spliced from 4 exons. Lineage: Eukaryota; Fungi; Ascomycota; Dothideomycetes; Mycosphaerellales; Teratosphaeriaceae. The coding region runs from base 1 to 1437 and encodes 478 amino acids. The record is from RefSeq and is a predicted model, not a curated record.
AUGUUCCGCGAUCAAAGCUCGAGUGUGGCUAGAAGGGCGAGUGGGCAGUCGCUAGCCGCCGUAGCUACUUCAGGUUCUGGUUUAGGCAAUGCACCAAGACGGCGACCAUCGCAGGAUCAGGAGACCAUGGCGCGAACUUACUUCUUUCAUCACUUCGUGGCCGGCGACCAUUUCGACUUCUUGCUUGGGUACGAUAUAAAUGAUUUUCUCCUGACUCCGAUCACUGCUUGUGGCUUAGCAGCCAUCUCCAAUGUUACGAACGACACUUCGUUGCGCAAUACGGCCCGAAAGUACUACGUCGACGCUAUAACGGCGCUCAACGAGGUACUCAAGGACCCUACACUGGUCAGGGAGGAUCGCACAUUGAUCGCCAUAAUGCUACUUAGUCUCCACGAGCCACUGUGGUUAGACAGCAACCAUGCUCUGCACUCCUGGGACCAACAUAUGAAUGGCGCUGUCCAGGUCUUACAGCUUCGUGGACAAGCUCAACUGCACACUGAGUUUGGACGGAUGCUGUUCCGUGAGCUGAGAAAGAACAUUUUACUAAAUGCAUUAUUUGCCGAGCAAAGAGUGCCGCAAUUUGUCGUUUCUUGGUCGGAGACUAUUGCAGCCAAUGAAUCGGAGUGUCUGCGGGACGACCUCAGCCUACUGACAGCGAGAUUGGCUUCGGUGAAAGCAAGCUUUGCAGAUAGGAGUCUGCGUGAUGAUGUUCUUGAAGCCGAGGCCGCGACAAUAGAAACGGAUCUUCUGGGAUGGUCGGAGAGGAUGCGCCAAGCUGAUGUGCAAGCACGACCACAUCAGAAUCCGUCCACCUCUUCAUCGCACUCCACAAGACAGAUUUCGACGCCUCCAGCAGAGAGUCGUUCGUGGAACUUUUGGCGCUGCUUACGCAUCCUGUUAAGUCGUGUCCAGGAAGCAGUGUACAGAAGAUCAUGGCCUCAUCUGACCCAGGUACCACCUUCUCCACAGCACUACCGUGAGAUACGCGAGAGCAUGACCACCGAUAUCUGUGCAGGUGUUGCACAAAGAGUGGGCGACGACAUGUCAUCUGAAGUGCGUUCGGGCUCUGUAGCAGCUGGCCUCCUCUCAAUAUGGCCACUCCAUAUUGCCGGUACCUGCUUGUUGGAAGAACUGGCCGAGUCUAGCACGACCCCAGGUGGGAGCCGGACUCUUUUGCUCAAUCGGACUUUGCAUCUUGAUCCGAACAGUGCGACUUCGGUGCAGCUGGCCUGGGUCAUUCGUCGACUGGAUCAUAUUGGCGGAAACUAUGGUAUACAAUGGGCGUAUUUGACUCGUAGACUUCUGGCUGGAGAGCGUGGUGUCUACUACAAUCUGGGCAGGUCCCGUGUUAUUACGGAUGAGGAGAGAGACCAGGCUAUAUUCGAGGAAGUGUUGGACUUGAGCGCACUCGUUGAAAGUACUAGCGAAGCUCUAUAA